GAGCUGGGCAAGGACAGCACGGGUCCUGAGCUUGUUCUGAUCGGGUGAUGCACAUAUGCAAGCUAUCCUCUGCAUGAUUAAUGUCUUGACCAUGUUUGUCCUCCAGGCAUCACACCAGCUUCAAUGAAUCACCAGCAACCAGUCACCUCACGAUCGAUCAGCAUGCAUUUGCAACGGCGGACCACAACAAGAGUUGGUUGCGCACGGCCAGCGCACAGGACGAGAGCGACGAGACGGGAGAGCUUCACGAGGUCCUGGGCGUCCACCAUCGUCCACCACCAGAUGUUUCUUUCCCCUUGUGCUCUCCUAUCAUGACGGGAGGGCUGAUUCCAAAGUUGGACCUCAAGUCAGCCAGACCGCAGAAGGAGGAAGAAGGAAGGAGCUAUUCCAACUCAUCGUAUCAAGUGACCAAGACCGUGAUCUCUCAGCAAACCUCAACCCUCACCUUCGGAUCCCCUCGCAACGGCAAGAGCCAACGAGCUACUAGUGUGAGGAACAUCAGGCAUCCGGCAGCUCAAUUCCAGACGAUCUACGAGCUGGCGUUGUGAACUCACCGCUCAUGGAGAAAGCGGAACACAGUUGUUCGAGUCGAAUUGAAAGUCUGCGGGAAAACUUCAAGACAAGAAGUGUUCCUGACUAACACUUACAUGCAAAACCAGUUCCACAAUGUUGUACUCUAUUGUGAAUAUUCAAGAUAGCCAUAGGAGCAGGAUGACUUUGCCGUACCUGUUCGCAUGUUGGCGGGAUCUAUCAUCACCAGCCCGUUGCAUCCCUAACGUCUGGUUAGGAGGAGGUGCGUGACGAAAUAAAUCAGAUGCGAGAAG
Guillardia theta CCMP2712 is the source of this 824-nucleotide messenger RNA. RefSeq lists its product as hypothetical. Bases 312 to 548 code for a protein of 78 amino acids. NCBI's taxonomy places the organism in Eukaryota, Cryptophyceae, Pyrenomonadales, Geminigeraceae. The transcript is spliced from 5 exons. The record is from RefSeq and is a predicted model, not a curated record.